AUUGCAGUCACGAAAGCUUUAAAUCGAAAUUUAAAAUCGUUAUUUAUACAUUAUUAAAAUUCAAACUAUAUAGUAAUAAACAAAAUAAAGCGAGUAUUAUGAAGAAAAUUAUGAUUUUGUUCGGAAAAAAUUAUAAUUGUUUCACGAAAGGCACUUCCACGAUCUUGGGAUAUUGAUUAAUCUUACAGCGUUUCAAACUAAAUUAUGGUAACGUUUCGUAUGAAAUCUGCACAUCUGGAGCAGAGAGUCGUCCGCUACACAAAUACCAAGUUAUUGUAGAUAAUACUUCCGCAUUUAAUGUAGAAAAGGUUUGUAAUUAAAUGGAAAACAUGUCCUAACAUGGCCCGCACUCAAUAAUAUUACUCCUGCACACUUUCGAUGCAUGGAGCCAGCCAACAAUCAGCAGUAUAAAUAUUUAUCAUGGGCUUACAAAGGAAAAUUGAAAGCUCGUCAAGUUGUUUAAAAAUAAACAUGUAAAAUUAAUAUGAGAAAAAUAACUGCUCCACAGCACCACAGCCAAUAAAUACAAGUGAAGACUAGCGAGAUCUAUGCAGCGCUGGUGUCUCACGGGCGCGCAACGUGCAGCUGAGUUGGCCCUUUUCGAUGCAUCGGUUGCCUUUUCAGAACUUGUGUGCUUUGCAUGCAACUCUAUAACCACGCUUGCCUUUUAACUUUGCUGAUCUGUGUGCUUCACCUGUUCAGCUCAGGUGUAAUUGACUUCAUGAUAUUUCGACCUUUAAAUAAUGUUUGUUGACUUUGCAUUUGGCGUUGUUUUUGUUUAUAACCAGAUGGUCUUUGUCGAAGGCUUAGCAUAUUGAAGAGUUGCUUUUAAAGGAACAGAGUGAAGAGUUAGACCAGCGUACUACCUGGUGAGCUCUGUAAAACGGUAAGGAAAAGACUACAGCUACUCUAGAAGCAGAAUAAACUCUUGUUCACUUUUACUUAAGGAUACAUUUAAAACCAAAAGCCAGUGUAACAUGUAAGAAUGCAUUACUGUUUUUGUUUUUAAAUCGUAGCUGUGUUUAAGCUGUGCCAUGUCUGCUCUAGCUGUGCCUCUGUCUCUGGUGAAGAAUGGACAUGAUCGAGCUGUUCCAGGUUUGGAUCGUUCCCUCCGUUUAUGCCAUCACGGUGGUUCUGGGCGUCCCACUGAAUGCCCUCGCUCUGUGCGUGCUCAGCCGAAAGAAGAAGUCGUCCAUGUCCGUCUACAUGCUCAAUCUGGCCGCGGGGGACUUGCUCUUCCUGCUCUUUCUACCACUGAAAAUUGACUAUCACUUCAAUGGAAACAGAUGGAUCCUUUCAAGUUUCAUGUGUAUUUUACACAUAAUGUUAUUCUUUUCCAACUUUUAUGCGAACCUAUUGUUGCUUUGCGCAAUAAGCAUGGACCGCUAUGUUGCUGUCGUGUACCCGCUAAGAGUGUCUCGCUGGCGCAAACCCCAAACGGCGUGGCUCAUUUGUCUCUUGUGCUGGGUCCUUAGCAUUACCCACACCUUGCCCGCUAACCACAUUAGCAGCUUUCUCAGCGAAGAGAACAUUACAACUAAUAGUACCACAUUCGUGUUUGUGAGAUGCUAUGAAAAAUUCACUCCAGAAGAUCUGACAUUCUUGGCAGCGUACAGGCUAUACGUAUUCUUUGCUCUCUAUCUCAUGUCCCUGACUAUAGCGAUGUUUUGUUAUGGAAAUGUCGUGAAAACCCUCAUUGUGACGACAGGGCAGACAGAACUGAUAAGUCAAGCAAAAAAGAUACGUGCUGCCAAGACUACCGCAGUGAGCUUAUUGAUUUACGUCGUGUGCUUCAUCCCGUAUAACUCAACGCACGUUAUAGGUUUCAUACAGACAAGAACAGGCGCCUUUUCUUGGCACAGCAUCGCAAUACUGAGAGACGUCACCAUGUGUCUAAGUGUGAUCAACAGCCUCCUAGAUCCACUGAUCAUCUACAUCGGAUCAUCCACAUUUCGCAACUCGCUCAAAAGAGUUUUAAAAUGUGGACGCACCAACAGGCAAGUGUUUUCCAUGGGCGAAUAGUUUUUCUUUGCCGGCAUGAUGACGUCUCCAUGCACGGGUGGAUGUCUUUCUUGGCAGUUUAAAUGAGUGCCCGUCUAUCUAUCUUGACGCUGCAGGCAAGGAACGCGAGGUUUAAUUAAGUGCAGUAAAUAAUACGUGACCACUUGGCACUGGCAAUAGGUUGUUGGCCCACUCAAUCUAUUCAGCAUAUAAAUAGUUGGAUACUUUCCUGGAAUAGAUCGACACAUUUUUGCAUGUCAAGCUCAGAGAGCUGAUUGCAUAAACCUCGCACUGCCUUCAUGAGAUUUCAGGAAAUUACCUCUCUUUAAAGUGGACAUAAACCGUAACCAGAACAUUCUGAUACAUAGGCUGUAUGUAAAGAAGUAUCAGUGUUGUGAUAAUGUAAAUGCUAACAUUUGACAAAAUUGUACAAAUAUGAAUUGAACUCAAUAAUUAAACGAUGAAAUGUAUUAACUUGAUAUCCAUUUCAGGAUUCCACGAAACCAAUCCCCUUCUUACACGGAAAUAGUUGAUGCAGAGGAGUUGUACUCUGCAAGUGCACGGGAUGUCAAAUUAAUGAUGGGCAUUUGUAUGGAAUAAUAUUUGUUUUUCUUCUUUGGUUCUU
Molecule: messenger RNA, 2626 nt
Organism: Petromyzon marinus (sea lamprey)
Lineage: Eukaryota; Metazoa; Chordata; Hyperoartia; Petromyzontiformes; Petromyzontidae
Product: proteinase-activated receptor 1-like
Biological process (GO): phospholipase C-activating G protein-coupled receptor signaling pathway; positive regulation of Rho protein signal transduction
Cellular component (GO): plasma membrane
Molecular function (GO): G protein-coupled receptor activity
Source: RefSeq, a predicted model, not a curated record